This is a messenger RNA of Babjeviella inositovora NRRL Y-12698, 490 nucleotides long. RefSeq lists its product as uncharacterized. Lineage: Eukaryota; Fungi; Ascomycota; Pichiomycetes; Serinales. The coding region runs from base 294 to 449 and encodes 51 amino acids. The transcript has a single exon. The record is from RefSeq and is a predicted model, not a curated record.
ACGCUCGGUCGAAACAAAUAUAGCCUUUUUCAUGUUUUCUCUGCCUCGAUAUUUGUAUUCUACUAUAGGGCUAUGACAUUAUUAAUAGUCCAAAAGUAGGUCGCGUUGCCCGCCACUAGGAAGCAUAUCCUCAUGCCAACUCUGUCGGAUCCGUGACAUCUUGGUUUUGGAUGCGUGCACUUACCGGCUCAUGCCCUUCAAUAGUUAAGGGAGAGAACCCCUAGAUUGUAUUCUGUCCCAUUGAAAUACCCUAGCAGUGUACCAUAUAUCUACCUUCCGUUUUCUCCACCGCAAUGGACCAUUUUUACCCCCCAAGCACUGAUGGGUCUGGGCCUGUAACCAAAGCAGAUAUUACACAUAUGUUGAACGAAAUGCAACUCAUACGAGAAGAGAUUGAAAAGUUGCGCCAUAACCUUUCACAAAGCGUUUACUACGCUCGCCUGAGUUAGGCCGAAGUAAUAUUGGCCGCCACGGUGAUAUUUUUCGGGUU